UUGGCGCUCACUCUUUCUCGCAAGAGAGCUACAUUCUUCUCUCGCAAGGCGCUAGGGUUUAUCGCCUCCUCUGCUCGAUCGGUCCAUCCCUCCGUCGAUCGGGCCUGCCAGAGCUCGCGAUCGUCAUUAUUUCGGAUGCGCUCGGCUUGGCUCCUCGCGAUCGGGGAAUCGAUUGUGUCGGAGUUUCUUAUUCCUCUCUAGUCUUUGUGAUCUUUCUUGGCGCCGCGCGGAAUGAGGAAGAAUUUGCUUCCAAGCCAAGCAACAAGAGCUUGAAUGCGGCACAAUCUCUCAUAAUAUCGCCGAACUCGGAGCUAGCGAGAGUUCUUCCAGGGAAUCGGGGCCGCAGCGCCAGAUUUUCUUGUGUAAUCGCGAGCGCAUCGAUCGAUAGUCCUAGGUAUGACUCCAUUCGCGGCGGGCAACAGCAGCUCUCGCGUGCCGCCGGGCUUUCGAUUCCAUCCCACCGACGAGGAGCUGGUCGGCUACUACUUGCAGAAGAAGGUGGCCUCCAAGAAGAUCGACUUGGACGUCAUCCACGAGAUCGAUCUCUACAAACUCGAGCCGUGGGACUUGCACGAGAAGUGUAAGAUCGGAUCAGCUGAACAAACCGAAUGGUACUUUUUCAGUCACAAGGACAAGAAGUAUCCCACGGGAACUCGCACCAACAGAGCCACCGCCGCGGGCUUUUGGAAGGCCACUGGGCGGGACAAAGCAAUCCACGCCAAGUAUAAGCUCAUUGGGAUGAGGAAGACGCUCGUUUUCUACAGAGGGAGAGCUCCAAACGGGCAGAAGACCGACUGGAUCAUGCACGAGUACAGGCUCGAGGAGGACAUCAGCAGCAGUGGCAGCAACAACAAUGAUGAUGGCUGGGUGGUUUGCCGGGUUUUCAAGAAGCGCAACAACAGCAUCAAGGUGCUUGAUCGGGAUAUAAGCUGCGGCUACGACAUCGACCAGAUCGCUCUGCUGCCGGAGCUGGAGCUGCCCAACAAAUUCGUGACGGACUUCGCCUAUAACAACAGCCACCUGAUGCUGAAUUGCAAGCAAGAGUUUGAGACCGACUUCGCGGCGGCGCUGCCGCACGACCCGUUCUCCCAGACUCUUCCGCAGCUGGAGAGCCCGCGAAUGGGCAGCUUGGCGCCUUUCAAAGGACUCCCAGCGAGCUUCUCACUCCCAGCGGCGGCGCAGUUUGAGAGCUCCUUCGAUCACUACCGGCUCUUUCAAUCUCUUCAGCACCAUCAGCCGCAGCAGCAGCGGCAGAACGAAAGCCAGCCACAACAACAACCAGUCACGGACUGGAGAAUGGUGGACAAGUUCGCGGCGGCUCAGCUGAGCCACGAGCGAGACGAUCAGCACAGCAGCAGCGGCGGCGGCGGCGGCGGUGGCAACCCAUCAAAGGAGAGGUUUUUGGAAGCGAUCACGCCCCCGCCCGGGCAGGAGGAGAGCAGCGAUCACUCGGAGGACGUUGCGUUGCUUCUUCGGUUGAGCAAGCAGCAUGAUUACACCAACAACAAGUCAGCCAACGACGGGGACCUCUUGUGGAGCUUCCAUGGGAGGUGAAAUCUAUGAGUGACUUUGAAUGCACUCGUUUACAGUACACACACAAAGGCGGGGGCAAAUCACAUCACCAAGGAGGAGCCAAAGAGAAAGAAAUAAUCCAUCCGAGGACCCGGGGGCUGGAUUGAGUUGGGCGUCACGUCUCGCCCAGCUAAAACUCUGGUGGGAUCGGAUCAUCCAUUCUUCUUCUAGGUACUCUAUAUUUUUUUUUUCCAUUUACUUCUAAGGAUCUGGGAGCUUGCUGCUGCUACAAUUUAACACUGGUGGGAGUGUGGCCAUCGUCCUCAAGAACAGGUACACAGUCACCACCAGGGAAACUAUAUGGACGAAAUAGUUAUUUCGUUUGCUACUGAUUUGUUCCAGUGCUCUAUAUAGUACUGAUUCAUUGGCUUUGGGUUGGCUCCACAAAAGUGGAGGUUGGAGCUCUAUAGUAAAAACUCUCAAGAUGGCCAGUUUCAUCAUAUAUAUAAGAGAGGUGAAAUGUAUACAAGCUUCUAUUGAAUGAUUUCUUCCAUGCUGCUGGUGCUGCUUGGGUCUGCAGCAUGGAAGAAAUCAAGCUUGAUAUUAUAAAUAUUAGGCUUGAUCUUAUA
Molecule: messenger RNA, 2141 nt
Organism: Selaginella moellendorffii
Lineage: Eukaryota; Viridiplantae; Streptophyta; Lycopodiopsida; Selaginellales; Selaginellaceae
Product: NAC domain-containing protein 105
Exons: 3
Coding region: 397-1554 (385 amino acids)
Biological process (GO): regulation of DNA-templated transcription
Molecular function (GO): DNA binding
Source: RefSeq, a predicted model, not a curated record